This is a messenger RNA of Pistacia vera, 1774 nucleotides long. RefSeq names its product scopoletin glucosyltransferase-like. The record is from RefSeq and is a predicted model, not a curated record. Bases 120 to 1583 code for a protein of 487 amino acids. Lineage: Eukaryota; Viridiplantae; Streptophyta; Magnoliopsida; Sapindales; Anacardiaceae. The transcript has a single exon. Gene Ontology annotation, molecular function: UDP-glycosyltransferase activity.
CCGUGUAAUACCAGCUUUUCUUCUUGUAAGGACAGUAUUUAUUUGUUUCAAUCCUUUUCCUAAUAAUAAUCGUCUUCGUUUCUUCAUCAUUUUGCUCCAGUAUUCACUAUUGAACAUCAAUGGAGAGUGAAAGUCCUAAGCUUCACAUGUUCUUUUUUCCCUUCAUGGCUCACGGCCACAUUAUUCCAUUUGUGGACAUGGCCAAGCUGUUCGCAGCACGAGGGGUCAAAAUCACAGCCAUCACCACUCAGGCCGAUGCACCUCUCUUCUCAAAAGCAAACCAAAGAAUCAAGAAUUUGGGUACCCAAAUCGACAUCAAGAUAAUCAAAUUUCCUUCUGUGGAGGUCGGAUUGCCGGAGGGUUGUGAAAAUGUUGAUGCUAUCACUAAUUCCGGUCAACCAAGCUCUGAAUCGAUCAUGAAAUUUUUCGAAGCUACAGUAAUGCUCCAGGAACCGCUUGAGGAGUUACUGGGAAAAUAUAAACCGGAUUGCCUGGUAGCCGAUAUGUUCUUUCCUUGGGCCACUGAUGCUGCAGCCAAAUUUGGGAUCCCCCGGUUGGUGUUUCAUGGAACUGGAUUCUUUGCUUUGUGUACAAUAUCAUCCAUGAUGUUAUAUGAGCCACAUAAGAAAGUUUCUUCAGAUUCUGAACAAUUUCUCGUGCCUAAUCUUCCUGAUGAAAUCAAGUUCUCAAGAAAGCAACUUCCACUUUCUAUGAAACAAGAUGGCGAAACUUUUCUAAGCAAGUUGUUCAAAGAAAUGGGAGCAUCAGAGUUAAAGAGCUAUGGUGUUAUUGUCAACAGCUUUUACGAGCUUGAGCCGGCUUAUGCUGAUCAUUACCGGAAAGUUUUGGGAAGGAGGGCGUGGCAUGUCGGCCCUGUUUCGCUAUGUAAUCGGAGUUUAGAAGAUUUAGCUUCCAGGGGAAAGCAAGCCUCCAUUGAUGAACAGGAGUGCUUGAAAUGGCUGAAUUCAAAGGAGCCAAAUUCUGUUGUUUAUGUGUGUUUUGGAAGUGUUGCUAACUUUUCUUCUGCUCAAUUGAUGGAGAUUGCAAUGGGGCUUGAAGCUUCAGGGCAGAGCUUCAUAUGGGUUGUGAGGAAGGACAAAAAGGGUGAAGAAGAAGGGAAAGAAGAUUGGUUGCCUGAAGGAUUUGAGAAGAGAAUGGAAAGCAGAGGACUAAUAAUAAGAGGAUGGGCACCCCAAGUUUUGAUUCUUGAUCAUGAAGCAGUGGGAGGAUUUGUGACACAUUGUGGAUGGAAUUCAACGCUUGAAGGAGUGAGCGCUGGAGUGCCCAUGGCGGCAUGGCCAGUGUCAGCCGACCAGUUUUACAAUGAAAAGUUAUUAACUCAGGUUCUUAAGAUCGGUGUUAGCGUUGGAAUUCAGCAAGCAGCUAUGCUAUUUGGCGAUUAUAUUAAGAGGGAAGCGGUGGAAAAGGCUGUGGAAGCCAUAUUAACGAGUGAUGAGGCAAAGGAAAUGAGGAGCAGAGCCAAGGCACUUGGGGAGAUGGCAAAGAGAGCUGUUGAAGAAGGAGGUUCAUCUUACUCUGAUUUGAAUGCUUUGAUUAAAGAACUGAGUUUACGCGACCAUUGAAGCACAAAGGAAGAAGCUGCCUUGUUUUGUGUUAAUUCGUAUCUUGUUUGUAUUUUCUUUUACAUUUAGUUCAAGAAGUGAUCUCCCUGGCCUUUCAGACGUAUGCAUCACUUCUGGGCCUCUGGCCCAUUUCUAAAUAGUCUUUUAUAAAUUAAUUCUAUUGUCCAACAUAUAAAUUUUAAUUUCCUGAA